Messenger RNA from Parathielavia appendiculata, 463 nucleotides. RefSeq lists its product as uncharacterized. NCBI's taxonomy places the organism in Eukaryota, Fungi, Ascomycota, Sordariomycetes, Sordariales, Chaetomiaceae. The record is from RefSeq and is a predicted model, not a curated record. The transcript has a single exon. The coding region runs from base 95 to 376 and encodes 93 amino acids.
CCAUCAGCGUACGCCACGGGACUGCACGGUACCCCUCGGGAGUGCUGUGCUGCCGGGUUACUGCGGGAGUAGUUCGACCGGAGGAGAAAGGGCCAUGUUCGGAGGUUGUCGGCAUGUUGCAGGCCCUCCACUGUCCUACACUACGACAUGGCAAAUCAGAAUCUGGCACGCUUACAGUAGUCUCUCGCUUCUUGCGUGCUUUGCCUUGUUUGUCGUCAGGGCAGCUGGUCGAGGCGAUUCGACUGUGGUCCGGGCCCCUCGGAGUUCCAGAUGCUUCGCUUGCCCGGAAGAGCGAUGCUCCCUUGCGAUGCUGUCUGCAUCAGGGGACAGGGUCACCGACAUCAUACAUGUCCGCUCGGGGGUGACACGGCUAUAAUAGGCCUGCGCUCACUCUCCCAUUUUGACAGAGGACGUUCACAUCAUCCAUCCGAACAUCGUCCUCCGGUAGUCUUCGGCCUUGGUG